Phlebotomus argentipes is the source of this 7747-nucleotide messenger RNA. It is a transcript of the gene Toll-6, whose product is annotated as toll-like receptor 6. The record is from RefSeq and is a predicted model, not a curated record. Lineage: Eukaryota; Metazoa; Arthropoda; Insecta; Diptera; Psychodidae. Gene Ontology annotation, molecular function: protein binding. The coding region runs from base 584 to 4774 and encodes 1396 amino acids. The transcript has a single exon. Gene Ontology annotation, biological process: signal transduction.
CGCUUCGGCGAGCAAUAGAGCGAUAGUCACAGUGCUGAGGCAGUGAAACACGGAAGAACAAGUAUAUAAGCAGGGGUUGCUACCAAACGAAUUCAGUUGGACUUGAAGCGAUCGCGAGUGCAGAACCACGCUCAAAGUCACACCGUGACUCGUUCGCCAAAGGGCUGCCAGAGACUCUGAACAGUUGUGAUUUCUUCAUGGACUGAAUUUGGUGGGGAGUCAGAGUUUGAGCGAAAUAUCCUAGCUGCACUCCCGAAUCCCUUUUCCUAUUAAGGCCAAAAAUAAGAAAGUGUUGGGCGAAUUGUGAGUAGCGAAUUUAGUGGCUCGAAUUGGAUAUCAGUGAGUCAAAAUCCCGAAAAGUAGAGAAGAGAAUAGAAGAGUGCUUGUGCCGAGAAGACCCAACCCUAUAGAAGCUCUCAAUGCGGGGGUAGAAGUGCUUGUGCGUGGGCAAAUCCGAUGAGUCUGUGAUUUUGGGAACAUCUGUGCGGUGUGUUCAGUGGCGAGGACAUGCGAGGCAGACUUCUAAUAUGACUGAGAAGUGAGUGUUGAUAGAUAGACCCGAGACCCAAAGUGCGAAUCAACCAUGAGCAAGUCCAUUCUCGUGGCAAUAGUGAUUUUUCAGCUGGUGGCCAGCCAGCAGACACCUGACUCAGACCACCACAUGACACGCUACGAUGCGCCCGAUGACUGUCGGUACGCGCUGACCGGCACCCAAGACGUGUCCCUCUUCUGCAUCCUCCGCACUGUCAACAGUGAAUACGACACGACGAAUUUUAGCGUAAUCAGUUCCGUUCUCUCCGAGCACACAAUCUCCCUAUCAAUACUGUGCAAUGAUCAGAUUAUGGCGCGCAGUUCGCUGGAGUCGAAGAGCUUUGUACACCUGAAUCGCCUGCGAGAGCUCUCGCUCGAGUACUGCAAAUUCGCCAAGUUCAACCGCGAAAUGCUCUUUGGGCUCAGCGACCUGAGGAACCUCACGCUGCGCACACACAACGUCAACUGGCCAGCACUGAGUCUCCAGAUAGAUCCCGACACGUUUCUGUACGUGAAGAAUCUGGAGCGCCUGGAUCUGAGUCAGAACAACAUGUGGUCGCUUCCUGAGAAUCUCUUCUGCACCCUCAGCGGCCUGACCUUCCUCAACAUCACCGGCAAUCGCCUGCAGGAUGUCAAUGAUCUGGGCUUCAGGGAUAAAACCCUGCCGGGUGGAAAGGAUGAACCCACAAGUGUGCCGACAAGUGCGCCCACGAAAUCUCAGCCCUGCAAUCUUGAUCUCGAGUCUCUGGACGUGUCCUUCAACCACUUCAUACUCCUGCCGGCCAAUGGCUUUGGAACACUGAAGCGACUUCGCCACCUCAAGAUAAGUGACAAUGAGGUCUCAAUGGUGGCCGAUAGAGCCCUGGGAGGUCUGAAGAACCUCCAAAUACUCGACAUGAGUUCCAAUAAAAUCGUGGCCCUUCCUUCUGAUCUCUUUCGCGAUCCCUCCCAGUCGAUUCAAGAGGUUUAUCUCCACAACAACUCAAUCAGUGUCUUGUCGCCCGGUCUGUUCGCAAAUCUAGACCAGCUGCAAGCGCUGGAUCUGGGCAGCAAUCAGCUGACAUCGACCUGGAUCAAUCGCAACACUUUUGCGGGCCUCAUUCGUCUCGUUCUGCUGAAUCUGUCCAAUAAUCGCAUCACAAAGCUGGAGCCAGAGAUCUUUUCAGACCUCUACACCCUGCAGAUUUUGAACUUGCGAUACAACCAACUGGAGAGCAUUGCUGCAGACACUUUCAGUCCCAUGAACAAUCUGCACACGCUGCUGUUGUCACAUAACAAAAUUAAGUUCUUGGACGGAUACUCACUCAAUGGACUGUACGUCCUGUCGCUGCUCUCGCUGGACAACAAUGUGCUCGCCGGGGUGCAUCCUGAAGCCUUUCGCAAUUGCAGUGCUUUGCAAGAUUUAAAUCUCAGUGGCAAUGAAUUGGUGUCAGUGCCGUCAGCCCUCAAAGACAUGAGACUCCUGAAGACAGUGGAUUUGGGUGAGAAUGCUAUCUCUGUGAUUGAGGAGAAUGCUUUUCGUGGAAUGAAUAAUCUCUAUGGCUUGAGGUUGAUUGAGAAUCAUCUGGAGAACAUCACGAGGAGUGCCUUUAAGGAUCUCCCGAGUCUGCAAAUUCUCAAUUUGGCUCACAAUAGUAUUAGAAAUAUUGAGCCAGGGACUUUUGAGAUGACUUCCAGCAUUCAGGCCAUUCGACUUGAUGGCAAUCAACUGGUGGACAUCACGGGAUUGUUCUCAAACAUGGUGAAUCUCCUGUGGCUGAACAUCAGUGACAACCAUUUAGCGUCAUUCGACUAUGCACAGAUUCCGCUGGGUCUACAAUGGCUGGAUUUGCACAAGAAUGAGCUGGGAGACUUGUCGAAUAGGUAUGGACUCGAGGGACAAUUACGCCUUCAAACAUUGGACGCCAGUUUCAAUCACUUGCAAAAAGUGGCUCCCAAUAACAUCCCCAAUAGCAUUGAAUUGUUGUUCCUCAACGACAAUCUCAUUACAAGUAUUGAGCCGCACACGUUUAUGCAUAAGGCUAAUCUCACGAGAGCGGAUCUCUAUGCGAAUCAAAUAACAGGACUGGAACUCAAGGCACUGAGACUCCUCCCUGUGCCCACGACCAAGUCCUUGCCGGAGUUCUACAUUGGGGGCAAUCCUUUCGUCUGUGACUGCAACAUCGAUUGGCUGCAGAAGAUCAAUCAGCAGUCCACGCGACAAUAUCCCAGAAUCAUGGACUUGGAGACGAUUUACUGCAAGCUGCUGUACAACAGAGACAGAGCCUACAUUCCCCUCCUAGACGCCGAACCUAUGCACUUCCUGUGCACCUACAAGACCCACUGCUUCGCCCUGUGCCACUGCUGUGAGUUCGAUGCGUGUGACUGCGAAAUGACUUGCCCGAGCAACUGUACGUGCUUCCAUGAUCAGAGCUGGGCGACAAAUGUGGUUGAGUGCUCAUCUGCUAGCUAUACGGAAAUGCCGGCCAGCAUCCCCAUGGACACGACGGAAGUGUACAUUGAUGGGAACAAUUUGGGCGGACUGUCCGGCCAUAGUUUCAUUGGGCGAAAGAAUCUCAAAGUGCUGUUCGCCAACAAUUCAGCCAUCAGUGACAUCUACAACACGACAUUUGCUGGACUGCGGAAGCUCACGAUGCUGCAUCUGGAGGAUAAUAAGCUGACAAAGCUGAGUGGAGGUGAGUUCACAGCCCUGGAGAGUCUCACUGAGCUCUAUCUGCAGAACAAUCACAUCUCGCACAUUGAGAAUCGCACAUUUCUCGAGUUGAGAAAGCUGGAAGUGCUUCGGCUGGACGGCAAUCGGCUUCAUCACUUUGAAGUGUGGCAGCUCACCCUCAAUCCCUACCUCGUUGAGAUUGGCCUGGGCGACAAUGUAUGGUCGUGCGAGUGCACUUUCCUCACGCAGCUGAGAACGUAUGUAAAUACCAAUAGUGAGAAGAUAAUUGAUGGGCAGAGAAUCACGUGCAUGUAUAAUAACCACACGAGUGUUUUGGGGGAGAGAAAUGGGACGAAGUGUGUGAAGGAGGGGGAGUCACUCUAUGGCAGAGCGCACGAAAUUGAGGACUUGCUGCCUCUCCUGCUGGCCGCCACGUGCGCCUUUGUGGGCUUCUUCGGUCUCAUCCUGGGCAUCUUCUGCUAUCGGCGCGAGCUCAAAGUCUGGGCGCACUCUCAAUGUCUGGCCAACAUUUGCUACAAGUCCAGCAACUUCGUCGAUGACUUCGACAAGGACAGACUGUAUGACGCCUAUCUCACGUACAGUCUCCAGGAUGAGCACUUUGUCAAUCAAAUUCUGGCCUCGACACUCGAGAAUGACGUUGGCUAUCGCCUCUGUCUGCACUAUCGCGACUUCAAUGCCAAUACAUAUGUGGCGGACACGAUUAUCGAGGCGGUGGAGAGCUCUAAGAGGGCGAUUCUUGUCCUGUCCAAGAACUUCCUCUACAACGAGUGGUCGCGCUUUGAGUUCAAGAGUGCCAUUCAUGAGGUGCUGAAGCGCAGGCGGAAGAUCAUCUUCGUGCUGUACGGCGAUUUGCCACAGCGCGACAUUGACGCCGACAUGAGGCUGUACCUCAGGACCAACACGUGCAUCGAGUGGGACGACAAGAAGUUCUGGCAGAAGCUGCGAAUCGCACUGCCGCACAUCCGGAAGAACCACUGUCUGGCCAAGCGCUCCGCUGUGAACAUCUACGCCACGGCUCAUGACUACAACACCGCCAGGCGCAUCAACGAGUGUCCCACGGCUCCGCGGCUGGACUGCAACAACUACGCCACCAUUGGGAGCUGCGGUCGCACGUGUGACACGUACGACAAGUACCCGACCGAGCGCCGACCACACCAUCAUCAUCACCGCGGCCAGAAGCCCGAGCGCCAGCACGAGUAUGCCGUGCCCAGCGGAUGCCUCCAGCCGCCGGGCAUCCCGCUGAAGUUCACCGAUCCGCUGAGCGAGAACUUCGACGGCGGCCCCAAGUAUCCGCACAAGAUCAUGCUGCCGCCCUCGGGCACGCUCUCCUCCACCAACAACAGCGAGUGCAGCCGCUCCGUGUCGUCCCAGGGCGCCCUCAGCUGCAGCUCGGCCGGCAGCCUGCCCGCCGCCGCCCCCACCACGCCGCAGCCCCUGCCGAACGGGUACUACGGCCGCGGGACGCCGUGCAACGACGCGUGCACGAGCAAAGGUGAUAUGAACUGUAUAGCGGAUGCGCCGCAGGCGAACUGCAUCGACAGAAGACUGCCACAGGCAAUGUGGGCGUAACGAUUACUUAAUUACAGGUUAGUUUUCUAAGCCAUUCUCCCUUGCGAAUGAUCAGGGGUUGAGACUAUGCUAUUGCCCACUCAGUCAGCAAGUGCGGAGAAAGGGUGGCUUUGUGAAUAUCGCGCGCGCGCGACGUCCUGGAAUAUCGUUUAAUUUCUUAGGAUUGAGGUGACGAAAUUGUCUUUAAUUUGCGCCAAAGAUUAUGUCGAAAUUGAGUGAGAAACACACAUGAGAAAAGCUCUGUUUCGAAUGCAUAAAGAUUCUCCUUGACAUGUUGUCAAAGACACAAGUUUUGACACAUAUUUGACAUGAAUUUGUGUACAGCAACAGAAUGCUUUGAAAUGCUAUUGAAUUUCAAAGGAAAUUCAAUUUGCAAUACCACUGAAAAUCCCCUCAGAAAGUUUAAAUACACUUUGGGUAUUAUUGAGUUGAAGAUAUUUACCAAUAUAUGUAUUCCUAAAAGCUUUUCCCAUCGUCUUAUCACUUUGCAAAGUCGAGAACUUAACGAGCUGAUAUUCCAGAGAAGUCCGCAAUUUAUCGGUUUAGUGUUACACCAUUAAGUAUAUAUAUAAAUUCCUAGGCUAUAAAAAAAAUGAUUUGCUCUCUAACAUUAAACUCAAUUAACGAUUGUUAUAGUAUCCACGUUUUAAGUGGAAAUGAUAGUUUUCGCCACCUUCACUUCACGUUUUUCAGUGCAUUUUCCCACAAUGCUGAUUGAGCAGGUGAUUAUUGGAUUGACUUGCGGAGCAUGAUUUGUGCAUUUGUAGGGCAAAAAUCGGCCUUUUGUGAUCACAGCCGAGUCAAAAGGAAACCCCUUGGCGAAUUUCUUGCCAAGAAUCACGCGCGAUUUCUACACCAAAUUGCCCUACAUUUUGCCACAUAUGAAGUGCUUCGCAAGUUUUGCGCACAUCAAUUGAACUCUGGGUUCAACAGAAAGAAGAAAAAAAAUCAAAUGUAAAGUCAUACGGAAGAGAGGAGAAAAAUUCUCAUUAAACAUAUUAAGCCAUGCAAGAAAAAGUCACAUGAAAAUAUUUGUAAUUGCAUUUUUGACGAAUUAAAGAAAGAAGAAAAACCAUACAUUUCUUUUGUCAUAACAGCUAAGAAUAAAAGAAAUAAUCAUUCCUCAUUAUAGAAGUAAAUAAAAAAAAUAGCAAAGCAAAGUACAUAAAAUAUAAGAAAAUGGAGAACUUAAUUAAAAUAUGAUUAUAAUAGAAAGAAAAAAACACAAGAAAACAUGCAGCAGAAGAAACACACACACAUUUUAUCAUAAAAAAUUGUACAUUAUUAAAUAUGGUUGAAUGUUCGCCACAGAAGUCAAAUCAAUGUGAAAUUAUCUCAAAACUCCACAAAAACAUUUAUGCAGCUGAGAAAUUAUGCUAAUUGACUCUUGACUCCUCUUCUGACUCUCAAGUUACGUCCAAACUCUAAUUAGUUUUUAUUUUGACUCUUUCCCAGAAGAAUCAUAAUUUUAUCGAUGAGCGAGAAGGAGAAUUAAGCACGGAAAUGUUGUCAGAGCAGCUCAAAUUCUCAAUUUAUAUUCACAUUUUCUGGCUAUCUUUUAUUUUCUUACACCCUUCAGACGCCGCUCUUCAUUAGCUCCUCACGGUGGACACAUUAAUCCUCAAAUUCAUUGAGAUUGUGUUGACGGUGGAAAAAAGGCACACUUUGCAAUUUGACGUUAGAUGUUGUUGUGUGCGAGAAGAAAAUGCGAUUUACUGAUCUUCUGUAUGAUAACACAAAGUCACAUUAAAAUAUUUUUGUCGAAAAUGUGGAAGCUUGAAUUUCAUUUCGUGUCGAAUAUCAAUGAAUGGAUAAAGCUUUGAAUAAACUUUAUUGCGCCCCGAAAAAAAAUGUAUGUGAAAAAUACUGCCCAAUAAUUCGUGUGUGUGUUUUGGAGGUGAUAUUAAAAAUUUAUCUGCGCCAUGAGAAGUCAGAGAGACAAGUCAAUAGUCAGCACUUAAAUUUCCAAUAAAUUAUCCACGUGAGAUUAGAAGACGCUGAGGAAUUAAUUAAUUAAAUUGUCAGUGAUGCUAUAUGGAGUUCUCUUUGUUUUCUCUGGAAUGACCGGGCGUCUUGUGAGAAGAGAGAGCAUCAAUUAGAAGCCACACUGCGAAUAUUUAUAUGUAAUAUUGAAUGAGAAUUGACACACGACAUAAAUUUCUCUGGGUGUAAUAAUUAAGGCAACGAAUAUGUUGGGUGUGAAGACGUGGUGAAGGAAGGAGAGAGAGAAAGAAGGAACAUUAUAAGGUAUGGAAGAAUAUGAGGAGAAACAAUAAAAGGAACCCAUAUUAAAUCAAUCAGAUGCUAGAUAUGUAAAUUCGAGAGGCACGAAAUUAAAUUAUGAUUUUGCCCAUUGAUAUUCAAGCAUUGGUGUGUCUGAUAAGUGGUGAUAGUUGUAAUAAAAUGUGAAGAGAAACGGCACAGAGUUGGAAAAUGUUUUAUUUAUUCCUUCUCUCACUGCAGCCAUAAUACAAUUUAUUCACAUCAAAACUGAUAUGAUAAUUUUUUCCACUAUGCAAAUACCAAUAGAUCCCAUUAUUUUCCAAGGGGAAAAGUCAAGUCUGAUGUUUAUUCAUGUUUCUCUCUCACCAUAUUUGUUCUACUUCUAUCAUAACACCCAUAUUUUUAUUCUCAUAAACAAAAAAAAAGUAUAUGUAUAAUAUAUAAUUACAUCAGCCAACAAUAUGAGCAAAAGAUAAUGCAUAUUAUUUAUUUCCUCACUCUCGGACAUGUUUGUGUUUUUUUUCGGUUCACUGUUUCACCACUUCAAUUAAUUUUUAGUGGUUUUUUAUUGCAUCGAGGAUGUGUGCAUUAAAGCAAGAGCGAGAAAGAGAGAGAGAGCAACAAGAGAGAACAAAUUUGUAAAUAAAUUCCUGUAAUUACUUUUGUAAAUAAGAGAUGAGAAUUUUAAAAUUGACGAUUAUAAUAAAAACAAAAAUAUAAUUUAUUUAUAUUCAACAAAAAAGUAUAAAA